Messenger RNA from Diaporthe batatas, 435 nucleotides. RefSeq lists its product as uncharacterized. NCBI's taxonomy places the organism in Eukaryota, Fungi, Ascomycota, Sordariomycetes, Diaporthales, Diaporthaceae. The record is from RefSeq and is a predicted model, not a curated record. The coding region runs from base 1 to 435 and encodes 144 amino acids. The transcript is spliced from 2 exons.
AUGCAGCCCGCACCCUCGUGGUGGCAGUGGCCAUCGCAAGGAAGCUCAGGGCCGCCUGCGAGGCUGUUCCCGUUCGUCGCCAACAUCAAGAUGGAAACGGGCUGCUGCCCGACGCCGCGCGAGUACCGAGGGUGCGAGGUGGACCUCUGGGAUGUCUUUGCCGCGUACGAGCCCGCCGCCGUGGGCAGGAGGAUCUGCCAUAAGAGGAGCAGCUGGGCGGACUGGCUCGGCGGGUGUGAGGGUGGCUGUGGGGCUUGUAUCUGGGUCUCGGUCCCGACCAGGGCGCUGGUGGAGCAGAUUGUGAGGGACUUCCACGGCCGGCAGAUGCGGGACGGCCGGCUUGUUGUGAAGGACACUUCCAUAGGUCUGGACGAAGGAGAAGGCGAAGGGGAUCCAGACGAAGGAAGUAAAGAUGAACAAGAUCAAGACGGAUGA